GGUGCAUCUCAGCGCGUUUUCGAGCUCUGCCGAUUAUUUAGGCGGCUCCCGUCGUCGUCUUCACUGCAUCGUUUAUUAACCUGGUGAGAGAGUGUCGUUUCAGGUCUCUUGUAGCCAUAUAUCUGAUUGUACUCCGUAUAUAAUCGUCUGAUACUCAUUCACCAUGGCAACGACUACAGAAAGCCAGUUCAAGAUCGGCGAUGCGAGCUUCUACACCAAGACAUGGACGCCGACGAGCGCCGUGGUAGCCAAGGUCAUCUUCGUCCACGGCUUCAGCGAGCACAUCAACCGCUACAACGACUUCUUCCCCAAGCUCGCCGAGCACGGCAUCCAGGUCUUCUCAUGGGACCAGCGCGGCUGGGGCCGCAGCGUGACGAAGCCCGCCGAGAAGGGCCUCACGGGUCCGACGUCGCGGGUCGUUGCCGACGUCGCCGCCUUUAUCCAGGACAAGCUGCCGUCGGACGUGCCCGUCUUCGUCAUGGGCCACUCCAUGGGCGGUGGUGAGAUCCUCAUGCUGGCUGGAGACGCGCAGUACAAGCAGCUGGUGAGCCAGAUCCGCGGUUGGGUCCUCGUGGCGCCCUUCAUUGGCUUCUCGCCAGCCGAGGUUCCAAGCUCGCUCAAGGUCUUCUUCGGACGACUAGUUGGACGCCUGUUGCCGCGGCAGCAGCUCAAGCAUGUUGUGCCUCCGGAGCACCUGAGCCGCAUCCCGGAGGUGGUUGAAUCCGUCAGGAACGAUGCGCUGUGCCACGAUACGGGCACGCUGGAGGGCUUGGCGUCAUUGCUGGAUCGUACGGCGACGCUGUCUGGGGGAGGGGUCAAGCUGGGGGCCGAUGUGCACUCCCUCCUGUUGACGCAUGGCACGAACGACUUGACGUGCAGCUAUGAUGCGGCCGUGAAGUUUAUGAAUGACCAGACGGCUGUUGAGGAUAAGGAGACCAAGUCAUAUGAAGGCGGGUAUCAUCAACUUCAUGCAGACCUCUGCAAGGACGAGUUGGCGAAGGAUGUGGUUGACUGGAUACUGAAGCGAUCCAAGAUAGAACCCAAGCUGUAAAAGGCGGGCGGUUUGGAUAAUAUGUAGUACUAUUUCAAGGUUUGUAUCAGGGCGUUUUUAUUUUUUAGAUUUAAAUACCUUAAUGGUAGUUGUUCACGUUGGUAUCGCUUAUCAUGCUCGGCAGGAUACUUACCCUUACGCUCUCUUGCAUAUACCUAGGGAUCAGCUAUUGGGGAUAUCAAGCUGUGA
Messenger RNA from Trichoderma asperellum CBS 433.97, 1240 nucleotides. RefSeq lists its product as uncharacterized. Gene Ontology annotation, cellular component: membrane. NCBI's taxonomy places the organism in Eukaryota, Fungi, Ascomycota, Sordariomycetes, Hypocreales, Hypocreaceae. The record is from RefSeq and is a predicted model, not a curated record. Gene Ontology annotation, molecular function: monoacylglycerol lipase activity.